AUGGCGGAGGAGUUCUUCGGUGGUCCUCUGCGGCGGCUGUUCUGGGGCCCCGCUGCCGUGUUCAGCGAGUGGCGCGCCGGAGCGGCGGGGGAGAUGGACUGGAUUGAGACUCCCUCUGCUCACAUCUUCAAGAUCAACGCCCCAGGUACGCCCUCCUCCAUCGCCCCCUCCUAGAGAGAGAGAGAGAGAGGGCUAGCGUUAGGGUUAGGGCUGAGUGGUUCUUACGCCUGUUCUUAGGAUUUGGGAGGGAGGAGGUGAAGGUCCAGUUGGAGGAGGGGAGCGUGAUCCAUGUCCGCGGGGAGGCCAAGGAGGAGCCUAUCUCGAAGGAGGCGAUCUGGCGGCUGGCGGAGAGAGGGAAGGGGGACUUCUCCCGGCGGUUCCCACUGCCGGAGGACGCCAAGCCCGACCAGAUCAGAGCUCAGGUGGAGAACGGCGUGCUGACGGUGGUCGUCCCACGGGAGGUCGCCCCCCCCAGGCCCAAGUCCCGCUCCAUCACCGUCUCUAGCAAGCUCUGA
Messenger RNA from Spirodela intermedia, 515 nucleotides. The record is from the annotation of a GenBank genome assembly. NCBI's taxonomy places the organism in Eukaryota, Viridiplantae, Streptophyta, Magnoliopsida, Alismatales, Araceae.